UCUUCACUACCCAUAAUUACAAUCAUUAGCUUAAGCAGCAGCUCUUAAUCCCACGAAACCAUUACUUCCUAGUUCCUAUUUUCCUGCUUCAACUUUCACAGAAGCUAAACUUAUAUACACAACCGCCAGAUUUUACUGCAUUUUUCCUCCCCACAAAAAAAAAAAAGAGGAAGAACAAAUAAAAACAUUCCAGAGGUGUUCUACCUCACACUUUCUGAAGUGCAGCUGUUGUAAAGAAUUUAUUAAAAUUCUGUGUUUCUUUGUUUCUCAUUCUAUCCAUUUCUCUUUCUCUUCUUCUUCUUCUUCUUCUUCUUCUUCUUUUACUCUCACUUUCUUGUCUGUCUCUUUCUCUUGGUUUCUUUCUGGCACCAAACCUCUCUUUGAAUCCAAGUCUUCCUCAUUUAUGGGCUCAUUUUGAACUUAAACUCUUUUGUUUGCCGGUGGAUUUGCUUUCAUGAGUUGUUGCUGAUUUUGGUUCCAGAUUUGCUGUUGAACUUGCUUUCUUUGGGUUGUUUCAUGCUGUUUAUUCCUUGUGCAAAGAAAGAGAGAAUCUUUGGUUUCCUCUUAUGGAUUCUUUUUUAAGUCUUUAAAUUCUGUGUUUGAUGCAGAGUUUUUAACACCUCUAAUUUGAGUUGGCUUUUAUUCUUUUCUGUUUCUUGAUAAACUCACCUCUUUAGCUCUUCCGGGUCCUUUUUCUCUUUACUUCUUUUUUUAUUUAAUUGUUGGUUCCUUUGAGAAUGUGGCUGUGGAUGGCUUCUUCAAGCUGUUGAGUGAGUGUUUGUGUGGAGAAUUUUUGAAGAAAAGAUGAGAUCUUUUACUUCAUUUCUAGUUCUUCUGCUCAGCUUAGAACUCUUGCUCGCGGACUGCGCCUCAUUUCCAAAGAACGAAGUUGAAGCUCUAACUUCCUUCAAAAGAGCUAUUAUUGAGGACCCGAUGCUGGUUUUGUCAAAUUGGAAUACGGUGGACUCAGAUCCUUGUGGUUGGUCUGGCAUCUCUUGUUCCGUGGCUGGAGAUCAUGUCAUAAAGCUUAAUAUUUCCGGGGUAGCUUUGAAGGGUUUUAUUGCACCAGAAUUACACCAACUCUCAACUUUGCGAGAACUAAUUUUACAUGGGAAUUUGUUGAUUGGUGCAAUACCCAAGGAAAUUGGCAUGCUGAAAAACCUCACGGUAUUGGAUUUGGGCUCAAACCGGCUAACAGGAACGAUUCCUCCCGAGAUUGGAAACUUAAGCAGCAUUGUGAAAAUAAAUCUUCAAUCCAAUGGGUUGACUGGGAAGUUGCCUCCUGAACUUGGUAACUUGAAAUACCUUCAGGAACUUCGUGUAGAUAGGAAUAGGCUUCUGGGAACUUUACCUGGUAGUAAUGGCACAGAUUAUCCUUCCAGUGCACAUGGAAUGUAUGCUUCAAAUGGCAGCCCUACGGGUUUUUGUCGAUCCUCCCAACUAAAAGUAGCCGACUUUUCAUACAACUUUUUGGUUGGAAGCAUACCCAAGUGCUUAGGGUAUCUUCCUAGGUCAAGUUUUCAGGGUAAUUGCCUUCAAGACAAAGAUCCCAAGCAGCGUUCUGCUGCACAAUGUGGUGGUGGUGCUCCACCCGCAAAAGCCCAUUCAGAAGGUAACACGAAGCACAUGCCAGCUACAGACGAAUCCAAGCAUGAAGCUAAUUCAUCAAAACCAGCAUGGCUCUUGGCUCUUGAGAUAGCCACUGGAACUAUGGUGGGUGUGUUCUUUGUCAUUGCCAUUUUGACUGCCACCCAGAAGUGGAAGAAAAAACCUUCCAUCAUUAUCCCGUGGAAGAAAUCGUCAAGUGCAAAGGACCACAUGACAGUUUACAUAGACUCUGAAGUGCUGAAGGAUGUAAUGAGAUACAGCAGACAAGAACUUGAGGUAGCAUGUGAAGAUUUCAGCAACAUUAUAGGAUCCUCUCCCGAUAGCCUUGUGUACAAAGGCACCAUGAAAGGUGGCCCUGAAAUUGCUGUGAUAUCUCUUUGCAUCAAGGAAGAGCAAUGGAGUGGCUACCUUGAGCUUUAUUUUCAGAAAGAGGUGGCAGAUUUGGCGAGAUUAAAUCAUGAAAAUGUGGGAAAAUUGCUAGGCUAUUGCAGAGAAAACAGUCCAUUUACAAGGAUGCUGGUGUUUGAAUAUGCAUCAAAUGGAACACUCUACGAACAUCUUCAUUAUGGGGAAGCAUGCCAAUUCUCUUGGACACGGCGCAUGAAAAUUAUCGUUGGGAUUGCCCGGGGAUUGACGUAUCUUCACACAGAACUUGAUCCACCAUUUACUAUAUCUGAACUGAACUCCAGUUCCAUUUAUCUGACUGAUGAUUUUUCUCCCAAGCUGGUUGAUUUCGAGUGCUGGAAGACAGUUCUUGCCCGAUCAGAGAAGAGCUCAGGCACCAUAAGCAACGAAGGUGCAGUCUGCAUCCUUCCAAAUUCUUUGGAAGGACGUCAUCUUCACAUCCAGGGUAACAUCUAUGCGUUUGGGGUUAUUUUACUUGAAAUUGUUAGCGGCAGACCCCCAUACUGCAAAGAUAAAGGGUGCUUGGUGGACUGGGCCAAGGAAUUCUUGGAUUUGCCCGAAGUUAUGUCUUAUGUGGUGGAUCCUGAAUUGAAACAUUUCAGAUACGAGGAUCUGAAGGUGAUAUGUGAGGUGGUAAGUCUAUGCAUCUAUCCUAAUACCAGCACAAGGAUGUCCAUGCGGGACUUGUGCUCCAUGUUGGAAAGUGGUAUCGACACUUCCGUAUCUGCCGAGAUUAAGGCGUCUUCUCUGGCUUGGGCUGAGCUCGCACUUUCGUCGUAGUGACUCGGCUGACACUGUAAAUCAGAGAUAUACAGUAGCAAUACUUUUUUUUACCUUUUCCAUCGAUCUGCUUGAUGCCUGAGCUCUUGUAAAUGUCGCGUGGCAUGAAAAUGUAGAAUUUCUUGUUGGCAAAUGUCUCAAUCUUUUUUUUUUUUUUGUGUAAGCAUUGCCUGACAAUUUGAGGUCAUGAAAUAGUGAUGAAGGUCUUGCUUCAA
Messenger RNA from Sesamum indicum (sesame), 3008 nucleotides. RefSeq names its product putative LRR receptor-like serine/threonine-protein kinase At1g63430. Gene Ontology annotation, molecular function: protein binding; protein kinase activity; ATP binding. Gene Ontology annotation, biological process: protein phosphorylation. The record is from RefSeq and is a predicted model, not a curated record. NCBI's taxonomy places the organism in Eukaryota, Viridiplantae, Streptophyta, Magnoliopsida, Lamiales, Pedaliaceae.